Molecule: messenger RNA, 3108 nt
Organism: Falco peregrinus (peregrine falcon)
Lineage: Eukaryota; Metazoa; Chordata; Aves; Falconiformes; Falconidae
Gene: OSGEPL1
Product: O-sialoglycoprotein endopeptidase like 1
Exons: 8
Coding region: 235-1485 (416 amino acids)
Biological process (GO): tRNA threonylcarbamoyladenosine modification
Cellular component (GO): mitochondrion
Source: RefSeq, a predicted model, not a curated record
GCCAGGGGGCCUUGGAGGGAUUCCAGGGGGCUUUAACAGGUGCUGGGAGGCUUUGGGGGGGUGGCAGGAGCAGCAGAGGGGGUGAUCCUCCGGCAGCCGGGGGUAGGAGCGAGGGUCUGGCCUGCACCGCGCUUCUGUGGCUUGUGGCCCCCUCUCACGACUGCGAGCAGCUCCGGCUAGGUGAAGAACGAUCUUGAAGCAUGACUAAGUUCUUUUCCAGAGAGAUUUUUAACCAUGAACAGCGUUGCCAAAAGCCUUUUGAAAUCAGUUCGAGACGGCCGGGCGGCAUGGCUGAGAAGCAGCUCUGUUCUCUCUGGAAAACAGCGUUUUCGGAGACUAGUUCUGGGAAUAGAGACGAGCUGCGAUGACACCGGCGCUGCUGUGGUGGAUGAUGCCGGCAGCGUGCUGGGAGAAGCGCUGCACUGUCAGAAGGAAGUCCAUGUACAAGCAGGUGGAAUAAUUCCUGUGGUGGCCCAGCAGCUUCACAGAGAAAACAUUGAGCGAGUAAUAACAGAGGCGCUUGGUGUCAGUGGAGUUUCUGUACCUGAACUCGCAGCUAUUGCAACUACAGUAAAGCCGGGACUUGCGCUAAGCCUGGAAGUGGGGCUGCAGUACAGCCUGAACCUGGUGAACAAGUACCAGAAGCCGUUCAUACCCAUUCAUCACAUGGAGGCUCACGCACUGACCGUCAGACUGACACACCACGUGGAAUUUCCCUUCUUGGUUCUUUUACUCUCUGGAGGCCACUGUAUCUUGGCAGUAGCACAAGGAGUUUCCGAUUUCCUUCUGCUUGGACAGUCCAUAGAUAUAGCCCCGGGUGACAUGCUGGAUAAGGUAGCACGAAGACUGUCUUUAAGAAAGCACCCAGAGUGCCACGGCAUGGCUGGGGGGAAGGCGAUAGAGCACUUAGCUCAAACUGGGAACCAGCAACAGCACAAGUUCAGACCUCCCCUGCAACAUUACCGUAACUGUGACUUUUCUUUCUCUGGACUUCAGAGCCUUGUCAAUAAAGCCAUUAUACAAAAAGAAAAAGAAGAAGGUAUUCAAGAAGGUGAGAUCCUGUCCUGUGUUAAGGAUAUUGCUGCUGCCGUACAGCAUGCAGUGGCAGUUCAUAUUAUCCAGCGGACGUACCGAGCCAUGCUGUUCUGCAUAAAAAAUAGCAUAUUAUCAUCAAACAAUGCAACUUUGGUUGUAUCAGGAGGCGUUGCAAGUAAUCAGUACAUCCGAAAAGGUCUACAGACUUUGGCAGAUACAAAUGAUUUUGCUUUCCUGUGUCCUCCUCCAAGACUGUGCACCGAUAACGGUGUGAUGAUUGCGUGGAAUGGCAUUGAAAGGUUACGUGCAGGACUUGGUGUUCUCCGUUGUACUGAUGGCAUCCGCUAUGAGCCAAAAGCUCCCCUUGGAAUUGAUAUUUCAAAAAGAGUUGAAGAAGAUUCCAUCAAGGUGCCAAAACUAAAAAAGAAGAUAGGGUGGCUGGCGUCUUAAAAAGUAACUUAGUAAAGUAAAUGCAACUAUUAAGUUGCGGUUUCAACGUUGUUGCAUUUACGGGCAGUACAUGGUUUACAACUGCUGAAAAUCACCUGCCAGAGAGAUAAAUGCUGUGUGGUAUCACCAAAAUGAGUCCAGUUAACUGUUCCACCAAUAUCUAGAAGUUGCAGAUACUAAAACAAUUAAAAAAAAAAUUAAAAGUGCACUUUCUCAUAAAUUUACAGAAAUUAACAUCUACAUUAUUUAUAUUUUAUAACUGAUAAGACUCAUAUAUUUAAAUAUAAUUUAACAAUAUAAUAUAUAAUUCAUAAGGUUUAUAAUUUACACUACAUGUUAAAAAAAUUUCAUACCUUUCAUGACUGAAAAGGUACAGAAAGUGAACAUGAGAGCGCACAGAUUUUCAAGGAGAUCUGUCUUAGCUGUGCCAGUACAAAUUAAUUUUACCACUACCAAUAUUUCUGCUGCUGGUGUGAGAAGCCUAUUCUUACUUAUACAAAAUCACAAUGUUGGGUUAUAGGGCUAGUGACUUAAUUUUUCUCCUUUUUUCAUAAACAGCUCAGUAAAACUAAUCACAGUGUAAGUGAACUAUGUUAGGAUGCAAGUUCUGAGGUUUGAUGUGAAUAAUGGGUUCUUUGACCUUGCUUUUGAUAAUCAGUAUAAUACACUUUUACAUUAUUAUUCAUUGCAGUGGUGUUUACUGGAAUAAAUACUUCAAGUAUUAAGCACCUCUUCAGUAAGUUUUCUCAUUCAUAAUGCAUGUUUAAAAUUGCCUCCAUUUAAAUACAAAUAACUGCGGUUUGUGGCACAGUUAUAAAUGAACAAAUUGCCUGUUGUUUUAAAUGUGGAGGGUUUUUUUCUUUUAACCUGAGGGCAAGAUGGAACAAAUUAACAAGGUACAUGCAUUAUUUUUUAGUCCAGUAUUUAAUUUUCAGAAGAAGGUUAAUAUCCCUCAUUGAACAGAAAGCAUUGGAAGAGUACAUAGUAUUUGCUUUUUGUAACGUAGCCUCUGGAUUCUCCUUUUCAUGGGAUUUCAAUUACAAGUAAUUUACCUUUUGGUAAUUUAUCUGUAUCAUUAAGUAGUUUAUCUUCUUGGUAAUCUAUAAUUUAAUAAAUUUUAAGUAUCACAUUUUAUAGGCCCUAACCAGCAGUACAUUUAUACACCUGGCUCACUGGUUUCAACAUAGAUUGAAAGACUGGCAAACUAACAGUGAGCAAAACAUCCAUAUUACGCAAUCUCUCAGUUAUCCCAGUUUUUAGUGCUGGUCGUACCUUCCUUGGGAUCAACAAGCCAGUCAGUCUUGCUCCUCAAGAGUCUCUCCCUGCGUCCAAACGUUCUGAACACUGAGGAGGAAGAAAUCCCUACAUAGCUGUGUUUUGCGAUAGAAGAAAUGCUGAUAAAAUCCAACACAGAAUUCCCAUUAGGGAUGCAGCCUUAUGAACUGGAGGUGCAGUGGUUCAAUCACAUCCCAGGCCUCCCAAAACUACUGUUGGUUGGCCCAGAGAGCUUCAUUCUAAUACCACAAAAACAUUUUUGCAUGAUACUAUAAAUACAGUUAACAGAUCACUAUCAUGUUUAAUCUCAGUUGUGUUUGAGAGUUCGCACAGCAAAGAUGAUUUUUU